This is a messenger RNA of Notechis scutatus (mainland tiger snake), 486 nucleotides long. The record is from RefSeq and is a predicted model, not a curated record. Lineage: Eukaryota; Metazoa; Chordata; Lepidosauria; Squamata; Elapidae.
AUGAAGUGUUUACAGAGCAGCUCCCCUCAACCUUGUGGGCACCAGGGGGUCAGUUCCAUGGAGAAAGGUUUUUCUGUGCACCAGAAGGUUUUGCCUGCUGCCUGCAUCCUGCAGCUGAGACCCUCCCUCCCUCCCUCCUUCCCUGCCCAACAGGCGCUGAUAGGGACCGAUUCCAUCUCCAACUUGCACAAACUGGAGCAGGUCUCCAGCGAUGAAGGCAUCGGGACGCUGGCCGAGAACCUGCUGGAAGCCCUGCGGGAGCACCCGGAUGUCAACAAGAAGAUUGACGCGGCCCGCCGGGAGACGCGGGCGGAGAAGAAGCGGAUGGCCAUGGCCAUGCGGCAGAAGGCCCUGGGCACCCUUGGCAUGACGACGAACGAAAAGGGACAGGUGGUGACGAAGACGGCGUUGCUGAAGCAGAUGGAGGAGCUGAUCGAGGAGCCUGGUCUGACGUGCUGCAUCUGCCGGGAAGGCUACAAGUUCCAG